Messenger RNA from Melampsora larici-populina 98AG31, 642 nucleotides. RefSeq lists its product as uncharacterized. The record is from RefSeq and is a predicted model, not a curated record. Gene Ontology annotation, cellular component: cytoplasm. Gene Ontology annotation, molecular function: phosphatase activity. Lineage: Eukaryota; Fungi; Basidiomycota; Pucciniomycetes; Pucciniales; Melampsoraceae. The transcript is spliced from 3 exons. The coding region runs from base 1 to 642 and encodes 213 amino acids.
AUGAGCUCCAAGCGAAUCCAUCUCGUUCGACACGCGCAAGCCGAUCAUAACGUCGACUUUGACAAUCAUAGUUUUCCAGAUGCGGCCUUAACACCUACCGGCAAAGAACAAUGCAUCGGAUUGAAUGAAAGGACUUCAAUGAACAUACAGAAAUCUGCCCAACUCCUAGUAACAUCCCCCUUACGACGCACGCUUCAGACAACCUUGAUAGGCUUCCCCCAACUCAUACAUAAACUAGGUGGUCGCAGUGCCAUUAUUGCGCUGCCACAACUUCAAGAGAACGGAUGUUCGCCUGCCGAUACAGGUAGCUCACGUUCGGAGCUGGAGGGGGACAAGGAAUUUGAGGGUAUCGACUUUAGUCUGUUAGCUGACGGAUGGAAUUCCAAAUCUGGCGUCUGGUCAUCCGACAAGCAUUCCUUGAAACACCGAGCGGGAUGGACGCGGACGUGGCUUGCUGCGCGACCCGAAGAAGAAAUUGUCGUCGUCUCUCACGGCGGUGCAUUGAGAUAUAUAACGGAAGACUAUGCUGGCGAUGAACCUUGGGGUAACACAGAGUACAGAACGUACACCGUUUCCAAUGAAUUGUCCAAGUAUGGUGGUCCUAAAUUGAUCUUAGCAACUCCUCAAGCUAGCCUUUCAUGA